CCCCUUAUCCCCCCCUCCUUUCCCCUUCACGAAGCCGGCUCCGGGGCACGCUCACCCCUGUGAGGAGGCCGGAGGCCGGACUCGGGAGGCGUUUUCUCCACUCCCGGAAGAUCAUGUACCAGCCCAGCCGGGGGGCGGCCCGGCGUCUCGGCCCCUGCCUCCGGGCCUACCAGGCUCGACCCCAGGACCAGCUUUCUCCACGGACUCUACCAUUCCUGCCCCUUUGGCCUCACUCCACGACAACCACUUCCCCGUCUUCUCCUCUUCUCUGGUCUCUCCCACCCCUGUGCCCUCCCAGCCUGCGACUUCCCCCGGUUCCCCCACUACCUCUCCCUCAGGUCCAGGCCCUCAGCUCACCAUGGGUGGUUCUUCCUCCAGGAAAGGGGGAGGAUGGACCAGGACCUGAGUUGCACAGUGGCUGCCUGGAUGGGCUUAGGAGCCUUUUUGAGGGACCUCCCUGCCCCUAUCCUGGGGCUUUGAUACCUUUCCAAGCCCCUGGAACUGCCCACCCUUCCCCUGCCACCCCAACAGGAGAUCCUAGUAUGGAGGAACACCUGGCUGUCAUGUAUGAGAGACUGAGACAAGAACUUCCCAACCUCUUCCUUCACUCCCACGACUACACUCUCUACUCCUUGGAUGUGGAAUUCAUCAAUGAGAUCUUGAACAUGCGUACCAAGGGCCGGACAUGGUACAUUCUGUCGCUGACCCUCUGCCGUUUCCUGGCCUGGAACUAUUUUGCACAACUUCGUUUGGAGGUUCUACAGCUGACCCGCCACCCCGAGAACUGGACCCUGCAAGCCCGCUGGCGGCUCGUAGGGCUGCCAAUCCACAUGCUCUUUCUGCGUUUCUACAGGCGUGACAAGGAUGAGUUUUACCGGACCUAUGAUGCCUAUUCUACCUUCUACCUGAAUUCCAGUGGCCUCAUUUGUCGCCAUCGCCUAGACAAACUGAUGCCUUCACACUCACCUCCAACGCCUGUGAAGAAGCUGCUAGUGGGAGCCCUGGUGGCCUUGGGGCUGUCAGAGCCAGAACCCAACUUAGACCUGUGUUCUAAGGCCUAAUCUUUGGCCUUGGAGUGGAGGCAGCACUGAAGACUUUGCUACGCACAAGAGAAGGAGGUGGAGGCGGCCAAGAAUCUCAGGAGCCAGCUUCUUCCCCUCUUCUCUCUCCUACCUUCCUUUCCAUCUCAUGCUGUGUAAUUUAACUUGUAAAUAAUAAAGUUUAAGUGACUAUAUGAGACAGAAUUUCAUAUGUCACUUUCUCUGGAUCCCAUAAGUUCCCGCAAGCUUUAUUCCAAAAAUAAUUUUAUUUAAUAGAUAUUAAAUAAUGUAUAGA
This is a messenger RNA of Propithecus coquereli (Coquerel's sifaka), 1335 nucleotides long. Its product is annotated as chromosome unknown open reading frame, human C6orf136. Bases 114 to 1061 code for a protein of 315 amino acids. NCBI's taxonomy places the organism in Eukaryota, Metazoa, Chordata, Mammalia, Primates, Indriidae. The transcript is spliced from 6 exons. The record is from RefSeq and is a predicted model, not a curated record.